This is a messenger RNA of Panicum virgatum (switchgrass), 1006 nucleotides long. RefSeq names its product protein TIFY 3-like. Bases 228 to 692 code for a protein of 154 amino acids. Gene Ontology annotation, cellular component: nucleus. The transcript is spliced from 5 exons. The record is from RefSeq and is a predicted model, not a curated record. Gene Ontology annotation, biological process: response to wounding; regulation of jasmonic acid mediated signaling pathway; regulation of defense response. Lineage: Eukaryota; Viridiplantae; Streptophyta; Magnoliopsida; Poales; Poaceae.
GCUCGGCUCAUGUGGUGAAGGCUCGGUGUAGCUCGGCUCAUUACAACCCUCCCCCCUCAGAGCUGAGGACCUCAGGCUCAUCUGUUUCUUUCCCCCUUCUCCGUCCCCCUUGUUCUUCCUUCCCGUUCCCUGGCGGCGACGAGCCGACGACUGGGCGAGCGGCGGCGCCAUUGGUCACGUUUUCGCCCAGCCCUUUGCCGGCGACAAGCGCAUCCUCCAGGUCUGGAAUGUUGCCGAUGUCGACCCCUUCAGCUAAUCCUUCGCAGCUUACAAUUUUCUAUGGUGGAUCAGUAUGUGUGUAUGACUCAGUGCCACCAGAAAAGGCUCAAGCCAUCAUGCUUAUUGCUGCAGCUGCCGCAGCAGCCACCAAAACCAGUGCUGCCACUGCCAUCAAGCCUCCAAUGGUGCCUGCAGCCACUGUUGCCCCAGCAGCAGUCUCUCCUGUGCUCACACGGUCUCCAUCACUGCAGAGCACUUCUGUAGCAACUGGGCAACCACAGGCUGUUGCUGACCCUAGCUCAAUGUGCAAGCUUCAGGCUGAUCUUCCCAUUGCCAGGAGGCACUCUCUUCAGCGCUUCCUCGAGAAACGUCGUGACAGGAUUGUGAACAAGGCUCCAUACAGCCCCGCCAAGUCAUCUGAGGGCAUGGAAUCACCUGCGAUGGAGGUGUCGGCCGAGGGCAAGGUGCAGUAACUUAAAAGAUAGGGAGCCAUGACGCUCGAAACGGUGAAGGCUGACUUUGUGGAAAGGGUGGGGAUGUGUUGGUGCCUUAUGUCGGAAGCUCAAAACCUUACUGAUAAUUGGACCGGAACUUCUAUUUUCUCUGUUGUGUUCUCAUUGUGCAUUUAUGCUAGGUUGCUUUAUUCUACUGUGAAUUCGUUUACCCGCAUACCGAACUGCUGCGCUAUGACAUGUCCGUACAUUAUGCCAGUCGUAUGUCUGUCUGACUCUAUGUACUUACAAUGAUCGCUUAGUAAUGAAAUACCAUCUAUAUAUUUAUCCUCCUA